Molecule: messenger RNA, 1494 nt
Organism: Pediculus humanus corporis (human body louse)
Lineage: Eukaryota; Metazoa; Arthropoda; Insecta; Psocodea; Pediculidae
Exons: 8
Coding region: 1-1494 (497 amino acids)
Source: RefSeq, a predicted model, not a curated record
AUGGCCUGGUAUAUUUGGGAUAAGGAAAAAACUUGUGGAAAAUUUCCAUUAAAAGUUAAUCAAGCUUGUUUUGAAGUUAAUUCAAAUUCAAACGUUCCAUUAAAUUUAUUCACAAGAAAUAAUGAAUGCUACGAGUGUGAUUUUUUACCAUUGGGUCGACAAAUCAAAUCCAAUGUUACUACCAGGUUUAUCAUCGAUACAGAAUUUGGUUUUGAAUCAUAUUUUUCAAAUGGCAAUAAUAGUUUUUGUACAGUGAAAAAUCACUUUGAAGAUUUCGGUAAUAUUGAUCAUAGAAAUGACAGAUAUAGUAGAAUAAAGAAUUCAAGGAUUAAAUCUUUAGAUGCAUUUAGAGGUUUAGCCAUACUUAUAAUGAUAUUUGUUAAUUAUAAUGGAGGUGAUUAUUCCGUUUUUAAACAUUCACCUUGGAAUGGUAUAACAAUUGCUGAUUUUGUUUUUCCUUGGUUUAUUUGGAUUAUGGGUGCUUCUACAGUUUUGUCAAUAGAUAAUAAUUUUAGAAGAGCUCAGUCUAAAAAAGAAAUAUUUUUUCGUAUACUCAAGAGAAGUUUUUACCUUAUAGCUUUAGGAAUUGUUUUAAAUUCCGGGCAUCGAGAUUCAAAAGGAUUUUUACGAGUUUGUGGAGUUUUACAAAGAAUAGGCUUAACAUAUUUCAUAAUUGCUUCAUUAGAAAUAUUUGCAUUGAAAUCCUUAUUAAAUGAACAUUUUGGGCCUUGGAAUUUUAGUCGAAAUAUCAUCAAAAUAUGGAUACAAUGGCUGGUUCCAAUAUUGCUGGUAGCAAUACAUGUAAUCAUAACAUUUACCCUACAUGUACCAGGAUGUCCCUUAGGAUACACUGGUCCAGGUGGAUUAUCCAAUCAUUCUGCUUUUCGAAACUGUACUGGAGGAGCAGCUGGAUAUAUUGAUCGUCUUAUUAUAACUGAUAAUCAUAUGUAUCAUAGAGGAUCAUUUCUUAAAAUUUUCAAACCUUCAGUUCCUUUUGAUCCAGAAGGUCUUCUUGGUACUUUGACAAGUGUUUUUUGUGCUUUUCUUGGAGUUCAAUCGGCUCGAAUUUUAAUAAAUCAUGAAAAUUCAUUUUCAAAGAUUAAAAGUUGGAUUUUUUGGGCAAUAGUUAUGGGAUUAAUAUCUGGAUUUCUCUGUAAUUGGAGUCAGAACAGUGGAAUUAUUCCGAUUAACAAAAAUCUUUGGUCAUUGUCUUAUGUAUUAGCUACUUCAUCAAUAGCAUUUUUAAUUUUAACUACUUUUUACACAUUAAUAGAUUUUUUAAAAGUGUGGAAUGGAUUUCCAUUAAUAUACCCGGGAAUGAAUGCUAUAGCUUUAUAUUUAGGACAUUCUCUUUUAAAAACUCAAUUACCCUGGAGAUGGGUACCAUUUACAAAUACUCAUCUCGAACUAUUGGUAAUGGACACCACAGCAACUUUUGUAUGGCUUCUCAUUUCUUACGUUUUAUAUAAAACUAACGUAUUCAUAAGUCUAUAG